CUCAAAUAAAAAUAAAAAAUAAAGAUGCAAUUGUUGGAGGCUACAUCCCUUAAUAAUAACUCGCCUCCAUUCUCGUUGUGAAAACACUUGAAUUUCAUGAAAAUCUUGCUUCUUUCUCUCUCUCUUUCAUCUUCUUCCACUCAAAAAUCAUCACUUUGGGUUUUCUCUAGCUCUCAUUUUUCUAACCACAAGAAGAUUGAAUGUAAAAGACCGAGAUCUUCAAUGGGCAACUUGGCUUGCAUCCCAAAGAAGGAGCUAAAGGGUGGCAUUGGCUCGAAGAGCAAGAGGAGUUCGAGAAAGAUGGCAGCCGAGGAGGAGUUGAUUCAUCGCCAAGCUCUGGCAAUGGCGAUCCAACAGCAUCAGCUCUCGCAGAGGUUUGAGGGUUCCAUGUCUCGUAGGAUCGGGUCCACGAGCUCUCGGAGGCAUAAUCUUUCUGAUAGAUUCAGUUCAAAGCAGGUCCCUCUAGAUCUUGACAAUCUUGAAACAAAGAAAAUCGUUCUUGUCCAUGGAGAGGGAUUUGGGGCAUGGUGUUGGUAUAAAAUUAUUCCUCUACUGGAGGAAGCAGGACUACUUCCUGUUGCUCUGGAUCUUGCUGGCUCUGGAAUGGAUCACACUGAUACAAAUAGCAUAACAACCCUGGCAGAGUACUCAAAACCCCUUAUUAAUUUCUUGCAGAGUCUUCCUGAUGAUGAGAAGGUUAUUUUGGUUGGCCAUAGUUGUGGAGGAGCAAGCAUAUCUUAUGCACUUGAGUGUUGCCCGAAUAAGGUCUCAAAAGCAGUUUUUGUUAGUGCCACUAUGGUAUCAAAUGGACAGAGACCUUUUGAUGUGUUUUCCGAGGAUCUAGGACCCGCUGAAGCAUUCUUGAAAGAAUCACAGUUUGUACUGUAUGGUAAUGGUGAAGACAGGUCGCCCACUGGCCUCAUGUUCGACAAGGAACAAAUGAAGGGGCUCUAUUUCAACCAGACUACUCCCAAGGAUAUUGCUUUAGCUGCGGUAUCAAUGAGACAAAUCCCCCUUGCGCCCAUACUGGAGAAAUUAUCCGUCACCCCUGAAAACUAUGGGACAGUCUCCAGGUUCUUCGUGCAAACACUAGAUGACCGAAUGCUCUCUCCUGACAUUCAAGAGAGGCUAGUCCGAGAGAAUCCACCUCGAGGAGUGUACAAGAUAAAGGGCAGCGAUCAUUGUCCCUUCUUCUCUAAGCCACAGUCCCUGAACAAGAUCCUGCUAGAGAUUGCAGGUUUCAAUACUGCUGGUCUAGCAGAAAAUGAGAUGAUUGAUAGGGAGAAAGAUGUAUAGAUGAGACUUAAGGAUGUUUUAAUUUUGCAAAGAGUUGUGACACAUGUAGUGGAACUGUGAGAUUCCUGUUUUAUUGAAGGCUUACUUUGUAAUAUGAUAUGAAUCUUCCACAUAUUUAGAAUCAUGCGGCAGAUAAAGUCAAUUCCCAAGACACAAUAAGUGCAACUUCACAUUA
Messenger RNA from Asparagus officinalis (garden asparagus), 1471 nucleotides. RefSeq names its product putative methylesterase 14, chloroplastic. The record is from RefSeq and is a predicted model, not a curated record. Lineage: Eukaryota; Viridiplantae; Streptophyta; Magnoliopsida; Asparagales; Asparagaceae. Gene Ontology annotation, biological process: jasmonic acid metabolic process; salicylic acid metabolic process. Bases 97 to 1296 code for a protein of 399 amino acids. Gene Ontology annotation, molecular function: methyl jasmonate esterase activity; methyl indole-3-acetate esterase activity; methyl salicylate esterase activity. The transcript is spliced from 7 exons.